This is a messenger RNA of Penicillium cataractarum, 1506 nucleotides long. It is a transcript of the gene hosA, whose product is annotated as histone deacetylase HOS2. The transcript has a single exon. Lineage: Eukaryota; Fungi; Ascomycota; Eurotiomycetes; Eurotiales; Aspergillaceae. Gene Ontology annotation, molecular function: histone deacetylase activity. The record is from RefSeq and is a predicted model, not a curated record. Bases 1 to 1506 code for a protein of 501 amino acids.
AUGGCGCGCUCCUCCGUCGUCCAAGAGUAUGACGCGCCGUCCACAACCCUGAGCCUGGACCAGAAAGUGACCCACGAGCGCCAGACCUACCAAGUCGCUCGCCCAAAGGGCUACCGCGUCUCAUGGCACGCCAAUCCGGCCGUUGAGGCGCACCAUUUCGGCCAAUCACAUCCCAUGAAGCCAUGGCGACUCACCUUGACCAAGCAGCUCGUCAUGGCAUACGGGAUGCACCACGCUAUGGACCUGUACCUCGCGCGGGCGGCGACGUACGAAGAAAUGGCCGAGUUUCACGAAGCAGAUUACCUUGAUUUCCUGCGGCAGGUGAUGCCGGGUGACAUGGACCGCGCAGAGCAAAGUGAUAACGUGGUGCGGUUCAACUUUGGCGACGAUUGUCCCAUCUUCGACGGGCUGUACAAUUACUGCUCGCUGUACGCGGGCGGCACGGUUGACGCAGCGCGCAAGCUGUGCAAUGACCAGGCUGAGAUCGCGAUCAACUGGUCUGGCGGUCUGCAUCACGCAAAAAAGGCCGAGGCAAGCGGAUUCUGCUACGUCAAUGAUAUCGUCCUCGGUAUCCUACAGCUAUUGCGCCACCAUCCUCGAGUCAUGUACAUCGACAUCGACGUGCACCACGGUGACGGUGUCGAGCAAGCAUUCUGGUCCACAGAUCGUGUGCUCACCGUCUCAUUCCACAAAUACGAUAAAGACAACUUCUUCCCCGGAACCGGAGCUCUCGACGACACGGGUCCCACACAUCCCCUCAACCCCGGCGCACACCACUCCAUCAACGUCCCGCUCAACGACGGCAUUGACGACGAAUCCUACAUCCAGCUCUACCACGACGUAAUCGGCGCCUGUGUCGAGACCUACCGCCCCGGCGCAAUUGUCCUACAAUGCGGAGCAGACAGUCUGGGCUGCGACCGACUAGGAUGCUUCAACCUGAACGUGCGCGCGCACGGCGCCUGUGUCGCUUUCACCAAGACCUUCGGCCUACCCCUCCUCGUCGUCGGCGGUGGCGGGUAUACCCCCCGCAAUGUGUCCCGCGCCUGGGCACACGAAACAUCCAUCCUCCUCGAAGCCGAUCAAAUAAUCGACCCUACGAUCCCGGACUCGGUCGCCUUCCGCACACACUUUGGUCCUGAUUACUCACUGUUCCCGCCGUUGUCGGAGAUCCGUAAAUUGGAGAAUAAGAAUCCCCGGUCUUACCUCGCCGGCCUGGUCGAAUCGGUACAUGAGCAGUUGCGGUAUAUCAAGGGUGCCCCAAGUGUGCAAAUGAGCUUCAUCCCACCGGAUAUCCUUGGUCUGCGUGAGGAAACGGAAAAGGAAAUCGAGGAGGAAACCGCCAUGCUCGAGGAAGAACGCGAGGAACAUUUUGGCGGUGGCUCUGCAGCCGCUGCAGCCGCUGCAUCCUAUACAGACGUGCCUGGCUCAGUCGGUGCUAUUCCUCGCGGGAAUCGCCGGCGCGAGCUAGAGCGCGGCGCUGGGUAUAAGGGUGAACUAUAUUCAUGA